Molecule: messenger RNA, 903 nt
Organism: Trematomus bernacchii (emerald rockcod)
Lineage: Eukaryota; Metazoa; Chordata; Actinopteri; Perciformes; Nototheniidae
Exons: 4
Coding region: 1-903 (300 amino acids)
Source: RefSeq, a predicted model, not a curated record
AUGACAACACCAAAGAAAUCAGUGGAGCGGUGGAGUGAUGAUGAUGUGUCGGCGCUUCUGGAUAUAUACGCGGACGACGCGAUCCAGGGACUUCUGCUGAAGGCAUUUUCCAACGCGAAAAUGUAUGAGUGUAUUUCGCAAAAGUUAGCGGCCAUCGGAAUCGUCCACAGCGCUAAAUCAUGCCGGGACAAGAUAAAGAAACUGAAGCAGGACUACAAAAAAAUAAAAGACCACAACAACAAGAGUGGUAACGGUCGGAAGACCAGCAAGUGGUACGAUCGUUUGGAUGCUCUGCUUGGCCACAGACCCUCAUUCUCCGGUACCGCAAAGACCAUCGCUUCUAGCACGAUGGGGUGGGAGGUUGAAUUGUCCAAGGACGACGACGAAUUAGGCAAUGUGGUGUUUCCCAUGGAAUUUGACAUCAGUGAGCUUUCCCCUCCGGAAAUCCACGGUAGCGCCUCCUCAUCUCCCUUUCCAACAACCAAACGCAAAGGAAAGAGGACACGGGAUGACAGCUUCCUGGACACCAUCAUGGUGAUGGAUGACCGGCGUGCCUUGGCUAGCAAGGAAAAUGAGGACCGGCAUGCCAUGGCCAACAAGGAGAUGCACGACGAACGGCUGCUGCAUGCACACAAGGCCCAGGAAUCGCAGGACCAGCUUCUAAAGGUGAUGGCUGACUCGGCGGCGCGCCAGGUGGAGGUGGCGGCGCGCCAGGUGGAGCAACAAAAUAGCUUUCAGGCUGGGCUUCUGGGAGUGGGAGGGGGACGUGGAGGUGUGAGACUGAAGCUGUUGGGAGGUGUCACGGGGGAUGGUGUCAGGACUGAACUCUUUGUCUUCAAAUCUACAGUAGAACUAAUUCAAAUCGUUUGCAAGGCGUCGGUCGUUCAUAGAGUGAGGCAGUGA